Anolis carolinensis (green anole) is the source of this 7708-nucleotide messenger RNA. RefSeq names its product zinc finger protein 135-like. Gene Ontology annotation, molecular function: RNA polymerase II cis-regulatory region sequence-specific DNA binding; DNA-binding transcription factor activity, RNA polymerase II-specific. The transcript is spliced from 2 exons. The coding region runs from base 150 to 1607 and encodes 485 amino acids. Lineage: Eukaryota; Metazoa; Chordata; Lepidosauria; Squamata; Anolidae. The record is from RefSeq and is a predicted model, not a curated record. Gene Ontology annotation, biological process: regulation of DNA-templated transcription.
CCGCCUCUUCCGGAGCAGCCACCAUUUCCGGUAAGAAGAGACAGGAGCAACUGAGGGAAAUGAGGAUUCUAUGGAGCCACCUCUUGAAUGUAGUAAGGAAAUCAAUAAUAUGGGAAGAAGAAAUCCUCUCAAUAUGAUGGUGUUGCUGAAUGCUUGACCUCACAUAUAGAGCGAAAGGACAAAAGAAGACGGAAGUAUCUGUAUUGCAAUUAAACACCCAUAUCACUGUUGACAUGAAGGAGGAAGCAUGUAUAUGCCUGGAGUGUGGAAAGAGUUUCACUCAGAGGGAUCAUCUGCAGCGACAUCAAAUGACUCACACUGGGGAGAAACCCUAUACAUGCCUGGAGUGUGGGCACAGCUUCUCUCAGAGUGGAAGCCUACGCUCACAUCAAAGGACUCACACUCGGGAGAAACCUUAUACAUGCCUAGAGUGUGGAAAGAGCUUCAUUCAUAGUUCAGGCCUUCGUUCACAUCAAAGGACUCACACUGGGGAGAAACCCUAUCCAUGCCUGGUGUGUGGACAGAGCUUCUCUCAGAGUGGAAGCCUACGUUCACAUCAGAGGACUCACACUGGGGAGAAACCCUAUAGAUGCCUGGAAUGUGGACAGAGCUUCAUUGAGAGUAGAAGUCUACGUUCACAUGAAAGGACUCACGCUGGGGAGAAACCCUUUACAUGCUUGCAGUGUGGAAAGAGCUUCAUUCAGAAUACCGAUCUACAUAAACAUCAAAGGAUUCACACUGGCGAGAAACCAUAUACGUGCUUGGUGUGUGGACAGAGCUUCGCUGAGAAUGGAAAUCUACACAGACAUCAAAGGACUCACAAUGGGGAGAAACCUUAUACAUGCCUGGAGUGUGGAAAGAGCUUCACUCAGAGUUCAAAUUUACAUUCACAUCAAAGGACUCACUCUGGGGAGAAACCCUACACAUGCUUGGAGUGCGGACAGAGCUUCACAGAGAAUGGAAAUCUACAAAGACAUCAAAGGACUCACACUGGGGAGAAACAUACAUGCCCGGAGUGUGGAAAGAGCUUCAUUCAUAGUUCAGGUCUACGCGCACAUCAAAGGACUCAUACUGGGGAGAAGCCCUAUACAUGCCUAGAGUGUGGAACAAGCUUUGCUGAGAGUGGAAGUCUACGUUCACAUAAAAGGAUUCACACGGGGGAGAAACCCUAUAAAUGCCUGCAGUGUGGAAAGAGCUUUGCUCAGAGUUCAAAUCUACAUUCACACCAAAGGACUCACACCGGGGAGAAACCCUAUAGAUGCCUGGAGUGUGGACAGACUUUCAGUGAGAGUAGAAGUCUACGUUCACAUCAAAGCACUCACACUGGGAAGAAUCCCUAUCCGUGCCUGGAGUGUGGAAAGAGCUUCACUCAGAGUUCAGAUCUACAGAAACAUCAAAGGAUUCACACGGGGGAGAAACCCUAUACAUGCCUGGCGUGUGGAAAGAGCUUCACUGAGAGUGGAAGUCUACGUUCACAUCAAAGGAUUCACACUGGGGAGAAACCCUAUACGUGCCUGGAGUGUGGAAAGAGCUUCACUCAGUGUUCAGGUCUACGUUCACAUCAAAGGACUCACACUGGGGAGAAAUCCUAUAAAUGUCUGGAGUGACGUCAGAGCUUCACCCAUUGUUCAAAUAUACAUUCACAUCAAGGGACUUAGACUGGGGUUCUCCCAGUCUCUAUAAACACAUGGUGUGUGGAAAGAGCUUCUCUGAGAAUUCAGUUCAACAUAGACAUAGAAUUCAUUGGAGAAAACAGUGGUGUUUGACUUCAAAGAGACUUGCCAAGAUAAGAGUUUUGCAGACUUUUCAUGCUGGUGAAACACUUUUUAGAAAUGCAUCCUUUUGUUACACAGUAAUUCAGUUACCUAGCAAAUCAGAGGUUAAACCAACUCCCUAUAAGAUGUUCAAUAUCUAUAUACAGUAGAGUCUCGCUUAUCCAACAUUCUGGAUUAUCCAACGCAUUUUUGUAGUCAAUGUUUUCAAUAUAUCGUGAUAUUUUGGUGCUAAAUUCAUAAAUACAGUAAUUGCUACAUAGCAUUACUGCGUAUUGAACUACUUUUUCUGCCAAAUUUGUUGUCUAACAUGAUGUUUUGGUGCUUCAUUUGUAAAAUCAUAACCUAAUUUGAUGUUUAAUAGGCUUUUCCAGAUCAUUAAAGCAGAUAAUCCACGUUAUCUGCAUUGAACUACAGCCCCUUCUACACUGCCAUAUAAAAUCCAAUUAUCCACUUUGAACUGGAUUAUAUGGCAGUGUAGACUCAUAUAAUCCAGUUCAAAGCAGAUUAAAUGUGCAUAAUAUUUGCUUUGAACUGGAUUAUAUGGCAUUGUAGAUCCAUUUUGAGGCCCCUUCUACACUGCCAUAUAAUCCAGAUUAUUGAGUCAGGUAAUCCACAUUAUCGGCUUUGAACUGGAUUAUAUGGGGCCCCCUCAACAUUGCCAUUUGAAACCCAGAUUAUCUGUUUUGAACUGGGUUGUAUAUGGCAGUGCAGAUCCAUAUAAUCCAGUGGCAAAUUACACUUUUUCCCUGUGCAGAUCAAUAGGGAAAAACCAUUAGUUGAAAUAAAUAUAUAAAGCCCAGCCCUUGUAAAUGUGAACGUUGGAGAUUAAAACAAUUGGCAAGCUUGAUUAGUAUUGAGGAGCCUGGCCGUUGCUGCCUGGGGGCAUCCUCUAUUUGGAAGGUGUUAACUAGCCCUUGAUUGUUUGUUGUCUGGAAUUCCCCUGUUGCUGAGUGUUGCUCUUUAUUUACUGUCUUGAUUCUGAAUUUUUUUAAAUACUGGGAGCCAAAUUUUGUUGAUUUCUAUUGUUUCCUCCUUUCUGUUGCAAUUGUCCACCUGCUUCUUGUGGAUCUCAAUGGCUUCUCUGUGGAGUCAAGAGUCCCAGACAAAGGAUGUCCCCAGGCAACAACAGUCAGGCUUUGCAACUGCAAGGCUAUUCAAUGCUAAUCUAGGAGACAGAAUGAAGAGGGGGCAGGAAGACAUCAUUCCACCAUGUCUCCUGUGUCAAUAUAACAAUAUAAUAAAAUAUAAUAAUCAUAUUAUGCUAUACUAAUAAUAUAAUAUAUUGUAUAUGCAUAUAAUAUUAAUAAUAUUAUAAUGUAAUACAAUAUAAUAAUAAUUAUACACUAUUAUAAUGGUAUAUUUAUAUUACAUGUAAUAUUACUAAUAAUAUUACAAUAUAGUGUUAUAGUUCAAUAUAGUAAUAUAUAAUGCUUAUAUUGUGCUAUAUGUAUAAUAUAGUAUAUUUAUAUACAUAUUGACUUGUGCACCACCCCGAGUCCCCUUCAGGGUGAGAAGGGCGGGAUAUAAAUGUUGCUAAUAAAUAAAAUAAUAAAUAAAUAAUCAAGCUUGCUAAUUAUGACAUUCACAGAUCCUUCUCCCACCCUGGACAUUAUUCCAUGCGUAAAUACUACACUUGCUUCACUGCCAACAGAACUUCUGAAGAUGCUUUUGUCACAGAUGCAGGCAAAAUGUCAGAGGAGAAUGCUGCUGGAACUGCAGGAACAUGCCCACACAGCCCGGAAAUCUCUUUCUGUUUCUUAAGAAGAAAAAAGCAGGCACGGCGGCUCAUCGUCGAACCGUUCCCUCGGUGUAAAGAGCUUUUAUUCGCCGAUGAAACGACAAGGAAAGGGCGCAAAGGGGGGGGAAGUGUUUGCAGAACCCCCUCCCCGCCUGACAUUAAAAGUAACAGAUUAAAACAUUGUCCCAUGCGGAAUAUGCGCGGGUGUCCCAUGUGCUCCUGGGGCCAGCCCUGUCCCUUGCCCGCAAAGGAGGAGGAGGAGGAUGCUUCUGUAUGCAUGCGCUGAUGCUUCGUCUUCUUCUUCCUCAGUUUCUUCCGCUGUGUGUCGGGAUCAUCCGGGUGUCACACCGGGAUCGGCCUCAGUUUCCCUGAGAAAACGAGACGGGAGAAGAGAGGGGUUUUCGAUGGACGACGGGUCAAGUGUCCCAUUACAGCCACUGCGACGCAUGCAGGGCGGCUUUGCUCCCAAACACUUUCUGCACAGAACUGAGCCACAACUCUAACAUAAUAAUAAUAAUAAUAAGCCCAGGAGCAAGCCAGCAGAACAAAUGCAAUUAAGGCCAAGAUCGAAAAAUCAGCUGAUGACCCAAAAUGCAGACUGUGCAAGGAAACCGACAAAACCAUUGAUCAUAUCCUCAGCUGCUGUAAGAAAAUCGCACAGACAGACUACAAACAGAGGCACAACUAUGUGGCCCAAAUGAUCCAUUGGAACUUAUGCCUCAAGUCCCACCUCCCAGCAGCAAAGAACUGGUGGGAUCACAAACCUGCAAAAGUAUUGGGAAAUGAGCACGCAAAGAUACUGUGGGACUUCCGAAUCCAGACUGACAAAGUUCUGGAACACAACACACCAGACAUCACAGUUGUGGAAAAGAAAAAGGUUUGGAUCAUUGAUGCUGCCAUCCCAGGUGACAGUCAGCUGCUCUCAGGACCUCAAGAUUGAACUUCAAAGUCUCUGGCAGAAACCGGUGCAGGUGGUCCCGGUGGUGAUGGGCACACUGGGUGCCGUGCCAAAAGAUCUCAGCCGGCAUUUGGAAACAAUGGACAUUGACAAAAUUACGAUCUGCCAACUGCAUAAGGCCACCCUGCUGGGAUCUGCACGCAUCAUCCGAAAAUACAUCACACAGUCCUAGACACUUGGGAAGUGUUCAACUUGUGAUUGUGUGAAACAAAAUCCAGCAUAACUAUCUUGUUUGCUGUGUCAUACAACAUCGUUGUGUCAAUAAUAAUAAUAAUAAUAAUAAUAAUUUUUUUUUCGUGUCAGGAGCAACAAAAUUACGAUCUGCCAACUGCAAAAGGCCACCCUGCUGGGAUCUGCGCGCAUCAUCCGAAAAUACAUCACACAGUCCUAGUCCUUGGGAAGUGUUCGACUUGUGAUUCUGUGAUACGAAAUCCAGCAUAUCUAUCUUGUUUGCUGUGUCAUAAUAAAAUAAUAAUAAUAAUAGCAUUGUAUGGUGAACGCAAAGCAUCCUCCGCAAUCCCGCCCUUGUGCUCCAAGCCUUUUACAUGCAGAGGCAUUCAUUGUGGGUUUAUUGUUUUGCUUACUGAAGACUUCUGAAAUCAUCAACAUGCAAAGAGGCAAGUUACCAUUCAGUAGCCACCAGAAACAAAUUGACAACGAGAACUGGAUGCUCUGCCCGACUUUGCCACCCAAAAGUGCUUUGAAAAAUAAAGUGGGAAACCCAGUUUGCAGUGCCUUUGUGCAGAGAAAGUGCCGCGAUGCCCCCGCCAAAGCCAUGCAGCUGCCCUUCAACUCACCUGGAAGCUGGCCUGGGGCACCUCUUAACUCCAGGCUGAAACCAAAGGGCAGGGCUCAGGUCGGUUCCACAUCUCGCCCGUUUUUAUUAUGAAAGAAGCCCCCCAAGCAUGGCGGGGAUGAAUAAAGUAAAGUAUCAGGCCCAGGGGCACAAUACAGGCUGUCCCUGAGUUCCAAACAUCUGACUGAGAAAUGACUCCUAGUUAAGAACGGGGCUGGACUGGAUGGCCUUUGCGGGUACCUUCCGUAUCUCGGGUCUCUUCCAAAUCUAUGAUACUCUAUUUAUCUCAUAUCUAUAUUAUAAACAUACAUGCAGUCCCAGUUACAAACAUUCAGCUUACGAACAACUCCUAGUUAAGUAUGGGGCGGGACUGGAUGGCCUUUGGGGGUCCCUUCCAAAUCUAUGAUACUAUAUCUAUCUCAUAUCUAUAUCUAUAAACAUAUGUACAGUUCCCGAGUUACAAACAUCUGGCUUACAAACAACUCCAAUUUAAGAACGGAGCUGGACUGGAUGGCCUUUGGAGAUGGGUAUCUUCCAAAUCUAUAAUACUAUAUCUAUCUCAUCUCUAUAUCUAUAAACUUAAGUACAGUCCCCAAGUUACAAACAUCCAACUUACAAAUGACUGCUGGUCUGGAUGGCCUUUGGAGGUCCCUUCCAGAGCUACGAUAUGAUACCUAUCUCAUAUCUAUCUAUCCAUAAAUAAAUAUAUACACACAGGCCAUCCCCAAGUUACAAACAUCUGACCUUCAGCAAGAACAGGGCUGGACUGGAAGGCCUUGGGAGUCCUUUCCAAAUCUAUGAUAAUAUCUCUAUCUCAUAUAUAUCAAUAUAUUUACAUCUAUAUAUACAUUGGCAGACACUGAGUUACAAACAUUCGUCUUAGAAACAACUCCUCAUUAAGAACAAUGGGGCUGAGACAACAGGAUGGGAGAAGAAACUUAUCUAUUAUUAUAUUAUUAGUAUUAUUAUAUUAUUGUUUUAUAUAUAUACAGGCAGUCCCCGAGUUACAAACCUCUGACUUAUAAACAACUGCUAGUUAAGAAUAGGGACAACUGGAUGGCCUUUGGGGGUCCUUUUCCAAGUCUAUGAUACUAUAUAUAGUAGAGUCUCACUUAUCCAACAUAAACAGGCUGGCAGAACGUUGGAUAAGGGCGGGAUAUAAAUGUUAUAUUUAUAUAUAAAUAUAAAUAAAUAAAUAAAUAAAAUAAGCAAAAAUGUUAGAUAAUAAAGAGGGAUUAAGGAAAAGCCUAUUAAACAUCAAAUUACAUUAUAAUUUUACAAAUUAAGCAACAAAACAUCGUGUUUUACAAAUUGACGGAAAAAGCAGUUCAAUAAACAGUAACAUUAUGUAGCAAUUACUGUAUUUACAAAUUUAGUACCAAAACAUUGCAAUGUAUUGAAAACAUUGACUACAAAAACAUUGACUACUAAAAGGCAGGCUGUGUUGGAUAAUACAGAAUGUUGGAUGAGCAAAGGUUGGCUAAGCAAGACUCUACUGUAUAUAUAUAUGUGUGUGUGUGUGUGUGUAUAUAUAUAUACACGUAUAUAUAUAUAUAUACACAAACACAUACAUGCAGCCCUCAAGUUACAAACAUCCAACUUACAAACGACUCCUAGUUAAGAAUGGGGGAGACUACAAGAACUGAGAGAAAUUAAUAAAAGGAAAUGGCAGCGGGCCCCAACAACAGAGCAGGAGGCGACAAUGUUAUUGCAACAGGGCCACACGCAAUCCCCUGGAAGAGCCUUACCUGACGUGUGGAGCCGUGCGCGGAGGGAACUCGACCGGCCCGUCCGCGGGGAAGACUGGGAGCGGAUGCAGGGCUGCGCGGUGGGGGACGAGGAAUCUGCCUGCGGAAUUGGAAGGAAGACGGAGAGAAUAAGACCAAAGCAAGAGCUGAUGGGAGAACCCAAGAGGCCAAAGGAGCCCCUUUGCAUCUCUGAAGAGGGUUUAAAAUGGGGGAAUUGUCCUGAUUUGCCUCUCAAGAACAGUCUUAAAACAACCUUGUAAGUAAAUGAAAACUGCUUUGCUUCCGCAAAACAUAAAGAACAGUACACGCAGUUGUAUAAUGAAAAAGAAAACAAAGAAAUUUUAAUGCAGACACAGUUCUUAAGUCUCUGAUAAAUUCCCAAAUAAUGCAGUAGUCUUACGUCAGACAAAGAAACAACAAUAAAUCCUUAGGAGCAGUUUUCCAAACGCAGACUCGAAGCAGGCACAAGGGGAGCGAAGGCUUAAGCACCAGAGUUGUUUGUUACCAGCAAAACUGACUACUCCUGCUUCUGAUUUAUAGCCCACAAGUUCCCCCAAUUACUUUAGCAUUUCUGGCAGCUAUUCUAGCUGAACGGUAUUACUGUAUCCUGAACUAUAUUUGGAACUAAGAUGAUUUUACCUGUAUGAAUUUACCUCAUGCAAGCUUUGUGAGUAAACUCUUUUACUAUUUUGA